Messenger RNA from Eurypyga helias (sunbittern), 559 nucleotides. RefSeq names its product selenoprotein K (gene SELENOK). Gene Ontology annotation, cellular component: endoplasmic reticulum membrane; Golgi apparatus. The annotation marks the transcript as partial. The transcript has 4 exons. Lineage: Eukaryota; Metazoa; Chordata; Aves; Eurypygiformes; Eurypygidae. The record is from RefSeq and is a predicted model, not a curated record. Gene Ontology annotation, biological process: endoplasmic reticulum calcium ion homeostasis; calcium ion transport.
GGCAAGUUUUGGAUAACCAGAGUCGGGCUCCUUGGCGUUUGUCAUCUAUAACAGAUUUCUUCUGGUCGAUAGCAGAUUUUGUGGUUCUGUUUUUCCAGAGCAUUAUUCAACCAGAUUUGAGAAGAAGAGGCUACACAUCUUCUUCCUAUUCAGGAUACAAUGACAGAAGAGGGCCUCCAGCACUUCCUCGCCGUAGGAUGGGUCGAAUAAAUCACUGGGGUGGAGGCCCUAGUCCACCACCAAUGGCUGGGGGUGGAUGAGGAAGGUAAACGCCUGCUGAAGAGGCAGGCAAAGGCAUCCACAUUUGCAAGAUGAAGGAGAAGAGUUUAGUGAUGGACCAAAGGAGUUUGAAUGUUGUGAAUGUGUCUGUCUAACUGGAAACUGUCCUGUCAUAUAAGCAGAUUAAUGAAGUUGUACUGGGAACUCCUUCUUCAAGGAUCCGGUGUAACUGAACUACAGUUUAUUAAAUACAUGUUUACUGUCUAAAGUCUUUGUAUAGUUUCUGAACAUUUUAUUGUAGUUGAAAAGUAAUAAGUAAAUUAUAUUUGGCUUGUCACAA